UAGACGGCGACAUAGAGCUCGAGUCUGCUAAAAAACAACAACAUUUCAGCCUCUUUUCCUCCUGGCCAAAAUGCCUGAGCACGUUUGAGUGACCAUGGAGCGCGUUUGCCGUCAUGUAGUGAAACGUUGACACACGGAGGAUUUAUUUCGGAGGAAUGAAAGUUUAAAGAGCACCGAAGGAGGACAACAUGGCUGUGCGGGAGGAAGGAGAGGUUUUGCACAGUAAAAUCAGACAGCAGCAGCACGAUGGUGUUGUUGGCAAUGCAAACAGCGCGGAGAGCUUCAGGAACGGCUAUGUGAAGAGCUGCGUCACUCCGUUAAAACAAGACCAUCCGAGGGGCUUUUUAUUCAACGUCUGCAGGUUUUGCAACGAGGAUAUCCUCAAGUCCAAACUAUUCCGCGGCUCGGCUCUCUACGUGGGAGCGCUGGCAGUUCUGGCGCUCUCCUGUUUCGUUUCCAGGAGCUUUCAGAGUGAACGCGGAGUCUCUGAGCUGCGGACUUUCCUCUUGGAUUUCUCCCAGUCCGUCAGUCCUUUAUUCAGCAUCGGCUGCGCGUAUUUCUUCCUCACCCUCUACCUGAGGCGGACCAAGAGGGAGAGCAGCAGAUGUUGGCUUUUGUCUUUGCCAGCAUCAUGCUACUUGGGGGAUUUGAUGGUCGUGCGAUUGUUGCAGUGGGGAGAGGAGCACCAUCAGAUGCAAAUGAUGGGCAGGUUGCUGUUUGUGCUGGGCUGCGUGGGUCUGCUCACUCUCGUCCCCACUCUCAAACUCAAACACAGCGUCCUGAUCCUGGUCUUCGCCAGCCUGGUGUGGCUGCUGUCCUUCACCAGCCUCGGCUGCCUGUCUCCGUCCCUCAGGCCGGUGCUGGCGUGCGUGGCCGGGGUCUCCGGCUCUCUCCUGGCGCUCUGUUUCGAUCAUUACUACCCGCCGAGAGAGUCGGCCGGGAGGAUUCCUAACGCGGAGGAGAAAGUUCCCGUGAUCAGACCAAGGAGAAGGUCCAGCUGUGUUUCUUUAGGAGAAACCUCCACCAGUUAUUAUGGCAGUUGUAAGAUGCCCCGCAGACCUUCCCUGCCCUGUAUAUCAAGAGAACAGAUGAUCCUGUGGGACUGGGACCUGAAACAAUGGUACAAGCCGCAGUAUCAGGGUGCUGUGAGUGGGAACGGCGUGGAUCUGUCUGUGAUCAACGAGGCCAGGAACCUGGUGUCGGAGCUGCUGAUGGACCCGUCUCUCUCGCCACACGCCCUCUCCUCACUGCGCAGUGUCAGCAGCCUUAUGGGGGCCUUCUCUGGCUCCUGUCGGCCACGGGUCAACCCCUUCACCCCGUUCCCUGGUUUCUACCCCUGCGCUGAGAUGGACGACCCCUCAGAGAGAGGAGAGAGAAAGCCAGUCAAGGGUUUGAGCAGCAGGAACAGUCUCCCUACCCCUCAGCUGAGGCGCAGUUCAGCCUCUUCAUCUCUGCCUCCUCUGGACCCGGCCUCAUCACGCUGGGAACGGACCAAUGGAAAGAGAUCACACUCUGAGCUCGGCAGUUUUGUUUCUAAUGGGCCCAACAGCAACUUGCUGACUAUUCCUAAACAGAGAUCGUCCUCCGUCACCCUCUCCUAUGGCCACACUUUAUCCAGAAGACCAGGUGCCUCUCCCAGCCUCAGUCCCGUUACCUCCCCGAGUCACAGUCCCCCUGCUGGUCCUGGCUCGUCUCUGGUCACUCGCUCACCGGUUGAGUUCCCCGACACGGCUGACUUCCUCACCAAGCCCAGCGUCAACCUGCACAAACCACUGGGCUACACAAUGAGUUCGCCAGAUUUUCAGCAGCAGUAUCGAGCUCCUGCCUCAACCCCCCUGUGUACUAGUUGUGGCCGACAGAUGCUGAAAGGUGUGGCCAGUGUGGAGGUUGUCGAAGGCCAUCACACAACAGCCAAUGAGAUGCAGAGAACACGCUCAGCUGAUGGAGCAGAGUACGGUGGGGAAAACCUGAUCCGAGAGGAGAGUUUAGAGGCCGAGUCUCAGGAGGAGAGGACUUCAGACACAGCAGGGGAAAAAAUAAAUAGCCAACCUGAGGAAGAGGAACAGACCUCCAGUACAGAGCAAUCCUCACUGGAUCCUGAGGGAGACGAGGAGUUCAGGCUGGAUCUCAUGCUGGUGGAGCAUGAAGAGCUCAUGGAAAAGAUCAACACCUGGAACUUCCAGAUCUUUGAGCUGAUGGAUUUGACGGGAGGGAAGACUGGCAGGAUACUCAGCUAUGUGGCGUACACUUUGUUCCAGGACACGGGUCUGUUUGAAAUCUUCAAAAUCCCUGUGAGGGAAUUCAUGACGUACUUUUGCGCUCUGGAGAAUGGCUAUCGUGAUAUCCCCUAUCACAACCGUGUCCAUGCCACAGAUGUCCUUCAUGCAGUUUGGUAUCUUACCACCCAGCCGAUCCCAGGCUUUCAGCAGAUCCAUAACGAGCAUGUUACUGGAAGUGAUACAGAUUCAGACAGUGGAAUCUCUCCAGGCAGGGUGGCAUAUGCCACAUCCAAAAGUUCCUCUUUUCAGGAUGACAGUUAUGGCUGUCUGGCCUGGAAUGUCCCAGCUCUAGAACUCAUGGCACUAUAUGUAGCAGCUGCUAUGCAUGACUAUGAUCAUCCUGGUCGAACAAAUGCCUUUCUAGUAGCCACUAACGCUCCUCAGGCGGUGUUAUAUAAUGACCGCUCAGUUUUGGAGAAUCACCAUGCAGCCUCUGCCUGGAGCCUGUUUCUGUCCCGGCCCGAGUUCAACUUCCUGUGCAACUUGGACCACGUUGAGUUUAAGCGCUUUCGGUUCUUAGUGAUCGAGGCCAUACUUGCCACAGACCUGAAGAAGCACUUUGACUUCCUUGCAGAGUUUAAUUCUAAGGUUAAUGAUGUGAGCAGUCCAGGCAUUGACUGGACUAAUGAAAACGACAGGUUGUUAGUGUGCCAAGUGUGCAUUAAGCUGGCAGAUAUCAAUGGGCCAGCCAAAGACCGCAGCCUCCACCUCAAAUGGACAGAGGGCAUCGUCAAUGAGUUUUAUGAGCAGGGUGACGAGGAAGGCACUCUCGGAUUACCCAUCAGUCCUUUCAUGGACCGCUCGGCUCCACAGUUAGCAAAGCUGCAGGAGUCUUUUAUCACGCACAUCGUCGGGCCUCUUUGUAACUCUUAUGAUGCUGCCGGACUUCUGCCAGGAUACUGGAUUGAUGAGGAAGGGUCUGACGAUGAAGAGGAGACAGAAGACAAUGAAACAGAGGAUGAAGAGCUGGACGAGGAUCUUGAACCAAAGAGAAGAAAGCGGCGACGUCGGUUGUUCUGCAACAUCAUGCAGCACUUAACAGAGAACCACAAGGUUUGGAAGAAGACCAUAGAAGAAGAGGAGAAGGCCAAAGAGCUGGAGACUCAGCAGAAGCAGCAGCAACAGCAGCAGUCGGAGGGUCCCAGCCUUCCUCCAUCCACCUCCUCAUCCGACGACAUCCAGGUCAUCCAGGAGGAGGCUGAGGAGGAGGAGCGCCAGUAGCAGAAGGAGAAGGUCAAUCUAGAAAUGAACACCCCUCGCUCUCCUUCACCUACACAAACACACAUGUUGACACCCAGAGGAAGACCCUCGUGGAUCUCCCCGUGCUGAAAUUUGUCACUGUGCCGACACUCUGAAGCUAAUGCAGUUCACAUUGUGUUGAAAAAAAAAGGCCUUACUACUGUGAGAGGACCCUUUGGUGGGAACCCCACUCCUAUGCACUUUCACCCCAUGGAGAAUCAGCGGAGAACCAACAGAGCUUUGAAGACCAGAUGAAAACAGACGGGAUAAUCGUGCCAUACAUGGUUACCUGGCUGUGAGGCUGCCUUCAAUGUAGAUCUCUUAACUCUCCUGUAGGUACUUGCGUCAAAUAGGACACGAAAAGACUUGGAAAUAGAAAAAGAAGACGAUGACAUAAUUCACACCCGUUACCAAAGCGAACAGUUCAAAAACAUAGAAAGACUGCGACUGACGCCGUUUCUGGCACAGCAUCCGGAAGCAUAACUCAAAAUGUGCCUGUC
Molecule: messenger RNA, 4018 nt
Organism: Danio aesculapii
Lineage: Eukaryota; Metazoa; Chordata; Actinopteri; Cypriniformes; Danionidae
Gene: pde3b
Product: phosphodiesterase 3B
Exons: 16
Coding region: 189-3500 (1103 amino acids)
Biological process (GO): signal transduction
Cellular component (GO): membrane
Molecular function (GO): protein kinase B binding; 3',5'-cyclic-AMP phosphodiesterase activity
Source: RefSeq, a predicted model, not a curated record